Messenger RNA from Paramecium tetraurelia, 12537 nucleotides. RefSeq lists its product as uncharacterized. The transcript has 6 exons. NCBI's taxonomy places the organism in Eukaryota, Ciliophora, Oligohymenophorea, Peniculida, Parameciidae. Gene Ontology annotation, molecular function: ubiquitin protein ligase activity. The record is from RefSeq and is a predicted model, not a curated record. Gene Ontology annotation, biological process: proteasome-mediated ubiquitin-dependent protein catabolic process; protein polyubiquitination.
AUGGGCUGUUGUGCCAGUGCUGCCAAUGAAAUCUCUAUCCCUGAAAAUAAUAAUCCCAGAGCAUAACUCAAAAAAUAGAAAUAACAGAUACAGAAGAAUAAUGAUCAAUUUGAUUCAGAAUAGCAAAUCAUAAAUGAAAAUUAAAAGCAAGUUCAAAUAGAUUAGCAAAAUUCUAAUACUUAUGUUCCCCAGUAAUUAUUGCAUAAGACAAGUUUAUCAAUGUAGAAAUUACUAAAUAAACAUUCUAGUCCGCAGAGUCAAUAAAAAUCGGUGUAGGAAGAGGAAUUGAACAUGUCGAAACAGCAAAAUGAAGACUAAGUUUCUGAUUAAGAUGAUUUCGAUGAUUCAAAUUCAAGUAAAAUUACUUUUGAUCAUUUAGAGCCUGAAAUAACCUCAAUCGCGAUUAGAUAGUUCUUAAAAAGAAUGAGAUCACUUAAAAAAUAAUUUCCAUAAUGUUCUAUUGAUUAGAUGAAUAUCGUUGUAGAAGUAGAAGAAUAAAUUUACUCCAAAAAGUUAAAAUUAGACUCCUUGAAUGAAAUUUGCUUAAAACACAAUAAAUCUUUAAUAGAUAUCUUAUCCUUAAUAAAUCAACAUAACUUUUAUCUUAUUGAAUUAAUCCUCCUUUACGUCGAUGAUUAUGAGAUCAUCGAACAUGUCCUACUCAAUCACUCUCUGCCAAAUAAGUAGAUGUAAUAAGCCACUGCUAUUCGACUCAUUAACAAAAUGAAGCCCUUGUUUAAGAGCAAAGAGAAAAUAGAAUAAACUAUAAAAUUCAUCUAAUCAAUAUUCUAUUCAGAGGAAAUUGUUCGCGUUUUAAAUCAGUUGUAAUUUAUCAAUAUUGAUUCAUAUAAAGAAAUGAAGGAUUAUACCUAAAUGAAACUAUUUGGAUUGAUUAGUAAGCUCAUUUUAUAAAGUGAAAUUUUCAAGUCAUUAAAUUGUUAUUAUAAGACAUAUAAGGAGGCUAAAACGAAUUAUCAAUUUCAAAAUUUAAUCGUACCAAAAUCCAUACCAUUAGGAUAAAGUACUGUCACACGUGUGGAUAAGGCUGUUUUGAUCCACCUACAGUUUAACAUCUUCCAUUAAGUUGCACUCAAACAAAAAUGGGAUUUAUUCUUGCAAUAUUCCAAUGACUAUUAUUUGUCACCAAAUAUUUCAUAAGUCACUCCCAUGAUGAUGCUGUUUUAAAAUGCCCCAUUUCAUAUCAUAAAUGAAUAUAUCACCCUCUAUCCAUACUAUGUUGAAAAAUCAUUGCAUUUUUCAACAAAACAGGGCAAAAAUUUAAUCCACUGUUUUUGUUUAAAUAAAUCCCCAAGAACUAAUACUGAAAUCUAAUCCAUUAUUGAUAGACUGAAUGAAUAUUAGGAUUUGUUAAAAUCAUUAUUAGUCUAACCCUAUAAUGAAUAGAUUCCUUUAGUCACAUACUUGGAUGCCUAGAAAGAACCUUAGGAUUUUAUCAUUUUAUUCUUAAGCUAGCAUUUAUAAAAGGAAUUUGAUUUCUACCAUAUCUACCUAGAGGUCUUAAAUUCAGCAGCUGAAAGAAAUCAGUUAGAGUGGAGGAAACAAAGAAUAAAUCCAAGUACAAAAUAUUUUUAUUCAAUCCAAAAUAACAAAACUCCAAAGAGAUUGAGAAUCAAAUAAUAUGAAGAACAGAAUUAUGAUAAAUUUGAUAUAAUUUAUUUUCAGUACAUUUAAGUUGCAAAGCAAUUAAUAAAACAUAAAUUCAAAAUAAAUUUAAAUUGGAUUACUAAUUUUGAUGUGCACUCCACUCAUUAUCCAUAUGAAUUCAGUGGCAUUGUGAGACCAUUGCUCAUUUAAUUAGUUUAACUCAAUUAGUUUGAUUUAAUCAACCAAUAAGUUGAACUACUAAGACCCUAUUAUAAAUAACAAUUCGAGAAUGAUAAUGAAAUCAACAUUUAAUCACAAUUCAUAUCCAAAUUGAUCUAAAUACUCAAAUAAACAUAAGAUAGAUCUCAAUUAACUCCUAUAAUUGAAGUUAUCAAAGAAUCAAUAGACUUAAAUCCUUAAUUGCUAAAAGUCCCUUUACACGGAUACUUAGAAGCAAGUUCAAAAUGUAGGUUGUAUUGCUUUGAUUGUAUUUAUAACCAACUUAUAGAUUUGAAUGAUAAAUCGUUUGAUUAAUGCUAUAAAGCGUAAUAAUUAUAGUAAAAUGAACUAGAAUGCUUACAUAUUAUUAGAAAACUCUUUCUAAACAAUAAACUGUUAUCAGUAGAUGAUCAAUUCAUUAAUUCAAUUUAUGCGAAUAUCACUUUUGUAGCUAAUUUUCAAACAGAGGAUGACCCUUCAUAUAGAAAGGGAAGGAAAAAUUAACCUAGCGAAACAGAUCCAAAAAGAGUUGUUUUAGUGUUGUAUGCAUUUAAGGCUACAAAUUGUUAAACGUAUAACUUUAAGGAAUUUAUUUAGUUCUUGAAAAAAAAGGAGUUUGAAUAUACAGCAAAGAAACAAAAGUUGUUUGAUGAAAUAUGUAAUUUAUAUUAAGAAAAGGAAGCCUAAUUGUUAAUUAAACUAAACUUCAAUGAUAAUUUUGGUAAGUUCCCAUCAGGUUUGCAUUUAUUGAAUGACUACUUUGAAAUCAGUAAUAAUCCUAUACCUUGGAGUUCUUCACUCUUCAUUCAUGCAAAUUAGAUUAAAUCCAACUUUUCUUUUAUUGUAAAAGAAGAUGAAACAAUAAACUUUACAAUUUUUAACAUUCAGCGAGAUCAAUUUGAAAAAUACUAUGAUUGGUCAUUGUCUGGAUUAAGCCCAAAUUUAGUGGUGUAUCCUAAGGAAUAUCCUGUGGCUUAGAACUACAAAGAAAAGGCUGUUUUCUAUGCAUUGUAAAACCACAAGCCCUUUGCUGUAUCAUUGAUAACAAUAAAAGAAUGUUUGGAGGACUUAGUGUAAUCAUAUCUACCCAGAAUUAAAAAGUUCUUAAUUCACAAAUUAUCCUUAAAACAUAUAAUACAGAAUAAAGCCUUUGAGAAUUUAUAUCAUUUCGUUACAAGGUGUGAUAUUAGCUUCGACACCUUAGCUUCUAUUUUGGCUCAUGAAUAUUUCCCUACAGGUAAUUGUUGUAAGUAAAAUGAUGAGGAAGUUGAGAAAUUUAAUGCAGAUUUAAUUAAAUUAUUCGAAAAUGUAAAUUAUUAAGAUUAAGCAGCUUUUAAUUUAAGGAGAGAUGAAAUUUGCUUCCUAUUUUCAUUCAUAAAUAUCGAGGCUUUUGGUUUGAUUAAACCAAAUUUAGAAUAUUAAAUGAAAAAUGGUCAUUUGAGAGACAUUAUACUAUCCUGCAGAUCCAAGGAAGUGAAAGUUGAAUUGAUAAAAAAUAUGCCUGAUGAUCAAUUAGAAUUUUAUGGGGCUUCUUUAAUAAGGAUAUGUUAAAAAGAUAAUGAACUGAUGACUCAUCAAUUAUAAAGAGUUCAAGGAGCUGUAUUAGAAAAAGAGACCCUGAUUUUUAUGAAGGUGUUAUCUCUGGUGGCAUUUGAUCAGAGACAACCUCAAAAUUGCAAUAUCAUAAUAGAGUUACUUAAACAAGAAGGAUUGAAAGAUCGGAUAAAAUUAAUAUAGAAUUUAUAUGCAAAGGCUUAUUUGAAUAAAGACGAGGAAUAUUUAAAUUAUUUAUUGGGAUUUUUGGAGCAGGAUGCUAAGAAAAAUAAAAGGAAGAUGAAUUUCAUGUUAGGUAGUCAGUUUAGUGUAGAUGAUGAAUAUAUUAAUUAUUUUUUGGCUUUAAAACAUAAACCAUGUUUUGCAUUGAACUGUUAAUAAUAUAAGAGGUAUCUGAUUUAGAACAAGUUCAAUAUUAAGAAAUUAUACAAUGAUUAUUUAUUAUGUUUAAGGGAGGGAUUAAAUGAGAAGAUCGAAAUAUUGAAUGAGUUGAUUGGUUCAUUUGACAAUAUUCAAAACAAGGAGACUUUCUGUAAGGUUCUUGCAACAAUCUUAAUAGAAGCUAAGAUUUAGCCCUAUAAUGAAUCCUUAUUGGAUCACCAGUAAGAUUUUCUAAAAGCGUACCUUUAGUAAAUGAAUAAAAUGGAGAGAUAUUAGUAUUUCAGUUCGACUCAUCCUUAUACUUUGGAACGGAAACAAUUAAAAUAAAAGAACUCAAUUGCAUCCAUCACUAAAAGAGCUCAGGAAUAGUUUGAUAAUUCUCAGAAGGUUAUUAAUCAUCAAUAAAAAAAGCAAGAAUACAUUAAUAAUUUAGAAUCCUAAUUGAUGUAUGAGUAAGAUAGAGCAUAUUCAAAGUAGAACCAAAAUUAUUCUUGUUUGUUUUCAUCUAGUAUUAAUUCACAAUCAUAAAAUUAUGAGAAGUGUUUUGAGAUUGUUUAGAAGUGGGCCAAUUAAAAGAAUCUGAUUUAAUUAUCUCCAUUUUAUGAAAGAAUGUAUGCCCUUCGAUAUCCAAAUAAACAAUAGGUUCAUUAAAAAGAAGUAUUAGUAGAAAUAUUAAUCAAAUACUUUUUACUGAAAAAGAAUGGACCCAAAAUCUUAGAUUACAGAUCAAAAGAAUACAUCGAAUUACUGAAAGUCAAUUGUACAAGCUCUCUUAAUAAAUAUAUACUUGACAACUUUAGAAAUAUACGACCUAAAAUGCUGGAACUAUUUGUGUCUGAGUUCAUAUGUGAGGAUAGGAAAUACGAUCCCAGUCACGAGGAUUUAGAUUACAUUAUGAUGACUAUGAAAUAUCAGAAUAUUAAAUUGGUACCUAUUAUGAGAAAGAAGUAUAAAGGAUUAUCUACAAUCAAAUUCAAUUCAGCCACAUUAUUUUAUGCAAAAAAUGAAGUUAAUAUUUUACCUGAAAAGAAUUAUGACGUUUACACUCACAUCUUCGAAUUAAGGAUGGAAUUCUUCAGGAAAUUCAUCAGUGGAGUUUCUAAUAUAAAUAAUCUGACUUCAAAUUAGGUUUUCUUGUUUUAUGGUAAACACAAUCACAUCCUGUAGAAACCAAAAUUCAGUUAUAAAAACUUGGUUCUUGCUCUUUAUAGUGGGAAUAUUGAAACAAUAAAUUACAUAAUAUCACUUCAUUAAAAUCCCAAUCUGCUCGUCUAUGAAUAGAACAUUUUCUAAUUGAUCAUCUAUGGAAAUUAUAAUGACAACGAGAUUAUAAAAUUCUACAAUCAUUACAUUAAGGAUGAAGUCAAAUAAACAAACAGAAUUUUCGUACUUGAUAAUCAACCGAUUCUGUAUUACUUAAUGCUAAUGAAGAGACAACGGUUGUUUGAAGAAAUAUACUUACCAUUUAUGAUUCAAAUUCAUGGGGAAAAUAAGGCUAUCAAGAUUCUCAAUAAAGAAUUAUUAAUUAAUUAUGUGGAGCAGCAAGAUAAGAGUGAAGUAGGGUUUUAGUCAGAAGGAGAUAAUUUUGAGACGGAUAUCUUAAGUCUGGCAUUGAUGAGAAAAAACUAUUUUAUUUUGAAUUAUUGUUCAAGUAUCAUCAAUCAUGUUCAUUUAAAGUCCAUUUUACAUUUUGAUAUUAAUUACUUUUAAUCAAUCUAACCUUAAAUUAAUAACACUCCCUUUUCCAAAUUCAUUUAGUUGUACUAAAAGUAUCUCCCUUUAUGUUGUACCUUGUUAGAAUUCAAGUAAAAUGAAAAUAUUAGACAAGCAUAAAUAUAAUAACUCAUCUAAUAUGAGUAAGCUUGCAUGAAUUAGAUUUUUAAUUUGGAUAAAAUUUACUAUUUCAAUAAUAAAUUAUUGACCAUCCAUAUGGGAUUGAACAAAUGGAAUAUGCUAGGCAACUACUAAUUCAAUCCUAUUCUGUUGCAAUAAUACCUAGAGGAAUAUAGACAAAAUGAUGGAUCCUAUAAUUUGAAUUAGGAACAAUGUAGGAUGAUUCUUGAAUAAUGCUAGAAAUAUACAACAUUUCAGAAUCCAAUCUACGAUAAACUUGCUGCUAUUUAUCCUAAAUUAUUCAUUGAAGUUGCGGAUCCAGUAUUUUUUACUAUAUCAACAGUGAUUGUUGUGAAUCAUGCUUUAUACCAAACUCCUGAAUUAAUUAAUUAUAUUUAAUUUCAUUAGGAUUAAUACCUGAAGUCAAUUUUUCAAUAAAAAGAAUAACAAGAAAAUUUUAACCGAGAUAGUUUCUCGCUAUCAUUUGAGUAAUUAUCUUAUAGUGAUGAAGAUUAAGAAAAGCAUGAUUUACCAGAUAGAAAUGAGUUCGAAUAAGCAACAAAUAAAGAUGAGUUGGAAGUAGCAGCAAAUAAAAAAGUGUUAGAAGCAGCAACAAGUAAAAAUGAGUUGAAAGUAGCAACAAAUAAAAAUGAAUAAAAAAUAGCAACAAAUAAAAAUAAGAUGCCCUAAAAAAUUGCUUAUGCCUUUUAUUUAUUGUUGUGCAUCUAAUAGGAUCAAUAUUAACAAUUGGUCAUCAUAAAGGAAAAACAUUUAGUCAUCAUUAAGGAAGUCUACUUAAAUCUAUUAAAAUUUGAUUAAAAGAUCUAAAAGAAAUUAUAAUUUUUAACUGAAAAUAGUAAGAUCUUCUUGUUUUCUUUAUUAAAUCAAAAUUAUAAAUUUAAGGACACUUCCUAUUUCGAAUAGAUUUUAGAAAAGCAGAACUCAAAGGAAUUAGCCAUUUUAAAGGGAAUUAUGUAUAUUUAAUAGAUAAAUGAAAUCAUUAAUGGGUUUAUCAACCGAUUGAGCCAGGAGAUUACAACAAUGACUAAUUUUAAGAAAAACGUGCUUCUUGUCUUUGGAUAAGAGUAGAUAACUUAUGAAUAAGAGGGAUUCACUAUCCCGCUUUAAUUCGAAGAUGAUUCAUUUUAUUUAUCCGAAGCCAAUAUUUCUAAGGCUAUCCCACAGUUAAAGAUGGCAAAUUAUUAAAUGAACAUAGAGGUUGAAUUAACACAAUAUCACGAAAUCUAGGAGAAUUGGAAGAACUUUGAUUUCAGUUCAAUCACAACAGUAGAUUUUCAUGAAAUCAUUAUCAAUUCAAAGGAGAAUGUGUUAGAAAAGUGUUUGUUCUUCAAGAAUCUGAUGGAAUAGGAGUUUGAUAAAGUGGGUAUUUAUUAAAUAGAUGAUGUGUUUGCUCCUCAUUAACAUGAAUAGAUCAGGUAGACUGAUACGCAACUAUUUCAAUCUCAGGGUCAGCCUCCUUCUUUAAUUCAUUAGAGCCAUAGCCAAAUGGGAGUAUCUUCAUAAGGCACUCAGUUGCAGAGGUAAUCAACCAUAAACCAAUAACAAAUAAUGAAGGAAGAUUUCCAAUUUAUGUUUGAGUUGUUACCUGACAAUACCUAUUAGGUGAGAUAAAAGAAGAAAUACAAAAAUUAAAAAGAAUUGAUAUUUGCUGAAUUUUAUCAUUUCAUUCAACCUUAAGUAGUCAUUAAUUUGCUAAAACUAUCAGAAGAGGAAUUCAUUAAUAAAUACAAUGGGAAUACUGUAAUUUCAAUGAUAAUCUAAGAUUUCUAUAGAUAUAAUGAAUUUAUCAGUAGUGUGAUUGAGUAGAAACAAUAGCAAGUGUGGAAAUUGGAAUUUCCAUUUUAUAUUAAAAACUAACACUUUGUGUAUUAGGAUUAAUUGUUUUCAACAUACAAUAUUUAGAUGAUAUUUACAAAACUGGUUACAUUCAUAGAAAAGGUGAAGUAAUUGCUGGGUAGAAGUGAAGAUCAGAGCAAAUUGGUCUGGAGAAUAAAUACAAUAUCAUUUUUAGAAGUCAUUGUGAGUAAAUUAGUUGAAAUGUAAUAAGUAACAAAUAAAGUGAUUAAUGUAUAUUCAAUAAUUGAAUCGGUAUUCAGUUGGGACACCUUGAUUAUGAUUUUACACUAGUUGCUUUACCAUAAUUUGAUAAAAGCAUAGCAGGUUUUAAAAGUGAUCAGAGGGGUUUAUGUUGAAUUCAAUGAAUAGUAAGGGAUUGAAUUUAUACAGAAUAAAUAAAAGAAAGGAUUAGAUAGAAUCUUCUAAUUUGGUAAUACUACUUAUCUUCUUUACAAUCAUAUCUUGAUCAUCAGGUUGAAUAUUGGGAUAUGCAAUUAAAGUGAACAAAUCAUACAAUAAGACAAAUAAGUUGCUUAGAAUCAAUAAAUUAGUAGAAUUGUAUUUAAGCCAGAUCCAAUUAUAUAGGAAUAUUUCCACAGCAUCAUAAAUGAAUAUGAUUUCUACAAUUAAAUAUUCAACCCUGAAUAACUUGUGUAAUACUUAUUCAAUAAAUUGGACAUUGAUCGACAUUUGCUGAAUUAUUCAAAUUAAUUGAGUAAGAUUCUAAAUAAGACUAUUACCUUAUCAGUUGAUCACUAAUCUUUAGCUUCAAUCUUUUCAAGUGAAAUCUAAAAGAUCUGCCAGAAUAAGAAUAGCAAAAGCAGAUUAAAGGAGAUGGAACAAAUCUGGUAUAUCUUAUUAAAAUUGAAUAAAUAUUUUAAAGAGGAAUUGUACAAUUAUAUACUCAAAUAAAUUAAAGCUGAAAGAUUUGAUGAAAUGUUUAAUAUUAGAUUAUCAUGUUUGUUAUCUGCUUUGAGAUAGAAUUAACCAUUAACGAACAUAAUAGUAUCAAAUACUAGAUAAUUACAAUUAAAAUAGAAAUCUAAGAUUUUAUAGAGAUUAUGCUCGGUCACAUAAAAGAGUGAUAUCAAAUUAUCGUAUCAUUUUGGAUUUUAGAUAUCUAAAAACUAUUAUGUAAACAAUAGUAAAUUAGGAGAUGUUUGUAUGAUAGUUUAUUGUGAGAAUCAGAAAAACAACUUGGUGUCAUGUUAAUUAGUGUAUAAUUCUAAGCCUGGACACUUUUUAUUUUCUUAAUUGGAUUACAUGAGUGAAGUUCUCUUAACACAUGAUAGAAUAACUAGAAAUCAAGCACAUUAUUCUGGAUAUACAUAUUCGCAUCAUGAACUCCUUUACGUUUAAAUCGAAGACUUAGUAUCAAUAGUAUUAUUUCAGCCUAUUUGGCCAUCUGAUCCUAUUUUUAAUUAAUCAAUCUUAAAUGUAUUUUUCACUGAUCAAGAUGGAAAUAUAUCAAAAUGCAAUGAACCUAAAUUCGUGUCUCUAAUGAGUUAAAUUUAAUGCGAAUAAGACGAAUUCAAUAAAUAAGACAUGCUUGAUAAUCUCUUUGGAAAUGGUCUCGUUUCUUCCUACAAUGAUUUAAGCUUAACUUAAUUGACUCCAAUUUUCCCUGAUUAAAUCAAUUUCGAUUUUGCUGCCAUCCAUCAAUUUAAGAAAUAGCAAUCUUUAGUUUAAGGUCAAACUGUCUAUAUACGUAUCUUUGGAGACAAGUUCAAAUUUGAUUAGAUUGAAAUUGCAUCUGUAAGUAUGGCCUGUCACUUUGAAACCAAUGUAGUCGCUCAGUAGUUAUAAAAAAACCUAAUCAAAUUCCUUAAUGAACACACUGAAUUGGCAAACAUCUUUCUACAUUUUGAUGAUUAAUUGAAUUAAAAUCCCAAUUACCAUUUAGAUUGUCUCCUUGUUGGAGGAACAAUAUUCGAAUCCUUUUAAUAUGGUUACUAAACAUUCAAAGAUGGUUACUCAUAUCCAAAGUUGAAUAAUUCAUUACAGUACCUAUUUGACAUCUAAUCAAUUCAGAGUAUCAAAAUCAAUUUCAUAAAAACAUUUAUCGAAAAGGUUGAAUUUAUUUUUGAAAAAAGCAUUGAAACUCAAAAAUAACUAAUUCAAUAUGAAAAUAGGACUCUAAAAUUCUAUACUCUGAUUGAUAGUAAGGAAAAUAUACAAGUGCCAGAUUCAGAUCAGAUUGCAUAGUUUCUAUUUAAUUUAAUUUUGAAAUUCUAGAUCAAUAAGAUGGACUCCUAUUUUACCUAUGAAAAUUUACACAUAGUAGAAGUUGGAGAUAUUUAAGUAGAAAGCAUUAAGACAGUGGUUGAUAUAAUAUUAUUGGCCAAGUAUUUGUUUAAGUUAUUGACAUUGAUUAAUCCAAAUAUUAAAUUAAAGGUAUCCAUUUUGGCAUAGAAAGAAAUAAAGACUGAAUUUAAGAACACAAUCUAUUAAUUUAUUUAGGAUGGCUCUCAUUUAAUAAUUAAUUAUGAAACCUUCGCCGAUUUCAACAUCUGUGAUUUCUUUUUAGAUUACUUGAACAAAAAUCAAUUUUACAUUAAUAAUAGAUAUAACGACAAGAUCAAAUUUGAAAAACCAGAGAUUAUUCUAGAAAGUUUAGUACUUAAACCUCGAAAACUAUUAAGUGGAAUAGAUGACAAAUCUCAAAUUGAAAUAUUGGUAUUUAAUUUAGACCAGGGGAGAAUCUAAGGCUUAGAAGUUCUUAAUCCAUAAUAGUUUAACUCAAUUUACCUUAUCUUUAAGGUAGAUGGAAUUCAUCUUAAAUUCUAAACCUUGAAAAGUUGCACUUCAAAAUCAUUACCUGGUUAUUUCUCCUAAAACACAUACUAAUAAAAUAUUUGCAAUCCUCUCUAUUUAAUGAUAUUCGAUGUUGAAUCUAAUAAGCCUUUAGAACCUCAAUUAAGCAAGAUAGAUAUAUCAUAGACGAAAUAAAAGAACACAAAUCUAUCCAAUUUGAUAAAAAAGGAAAAAAAGAAAGGACAACUUUAGGUUUCCUACAAAUUUAUAACAAAUCGAGUGUUGAUGCUGGAAUUUCUUAGUGAUAAAGUGCUAAAAAUGUAAUUGAAAGCUCUGCCUCCACAUACACUAUCGAUGGUCCAAGAUCAAUUAGGAUCUCAGAUAACAUUUGAAUACACUACUUAAAACACAUAGGAUUUAAGCAAAACAACACACAAGCAAGUUACCAUAGAAAAUAAAGUUAAGUUAGUUGAAGUUGAAUAAGAAGAGCAAGUAGCUUUUGGAAUUGGGGAAGCAAAAAUGAUGAAACUAUUGUUGAAGAAGUCAAAUUAAAAGAUGGAUGAGGUACUAUUCCAUAAGGAAUGUGAACCUAUUACUCACUCUAAAGAUUUGCAAUUGAGCAAUACAAUAAAUAUGUUAAGUAAAUAAGAACUUGGAGUGGCAUCGAGAGCUGGACAGGAAAGAAUCGAUUACAUUGAGUUUAAAGAUAGUCUGGGGAAUCGUAUAAAUAAUUUCUCAUACUCUACUAUCGUAUUUGUGCAUUCCUUAUUCAAUUAAAUUCAAUACAUUCCAAAAUAAGAGCAGGGAGGAUCUGGCUUAAAUUUAAUUUGGACUCCAAUUUUUAAAGGAGUCUAUAAAUUGUACAUUGAUGAUGUCAGAAUCAAAGGGAGAUAUGUUAUAUUGGCCAACAUGCCUAAUCUCUAGGAGAGUGAAAUUGAGAUCCCUUAAGAAUUACAAACAAUACCAUUUUACGAAGAUAUUCCUUUUACUUUUUAGUUAAGAGAUUCUUAUUCAAAUAUCUAUGGAGAUAUUGAGUACGACAUUUACUUGGAUUGUAAAUGUGAAAUUACUUGUAAUGAAGGAGUUACAUUGUAAGUUAAUUUUCAAAAUUUGACUAAAAGUGGAUUUAUGAAUGCAAAAGCUCAUUUCUCUCCUGACGAUGCAUAAGCAGAUGAACGAGAGACCGAAAUAAAGAUUUUGAUUAACUAUCAAGUUAAAAAAGUUCUACCCAUUAAGAUCUCAGGAGUUUGUUUAGAAAAAAGAAGAAAGAAAUUCGAAGCAGAACUAGAAAAAAGUUUUAAAAGAACUGACUACUCUCUAGUGAUUAGAAGAUUGAGUUUCUUAAAGGAUUUAUUAGUUCUGGCCGAUAAGAAGAUGAAUUAUAAUUUCACUAUUAAGUUUUAAGAUGAACCUGGUAUUGAUGCUGGAGGACUCAAGAGAGAAUUUUAUGAUAUGGUUGGCAACACUCUUAAAGAUGACACUUACAAGUUCUUUCAGCCUGUUCAAGGUAAUUUGGGGAAGUAUUUUCUGCAUAGCAAUUUUAACAAAAUAAAAAAUAAAAAAGAAUAUGCUUUAUUAUUUGGCAAGUUAAUUGCCAAUGCAAUAGCUAAUGGCUACUUAAUUGGAAUUGAUAUUAUAAGUCCGUUUUGGAAGGUUGUUUAUGAUGAAAAGAUUGUGUUUGAAGAUCUAGUCUUAAUUUGGGAUAAAUAAACUUAUUCGAACUAUGCUAAUCUUAAAAGCAUGAGUCCUGAGACAAUAGAAUCUCUCUAUUUGGAUUUCACUUAUUAAAUAGGCAAUUCUACUAUUGAUUUGAUACCAAAUGGAUCUGUCAUGCCUGUGACUUCAAAUAAUGUUCAUUAGUAUUUAGACAAAACUGCAGAAUAUAUUAUUUAUAAAUAAUUCCAAGAAAUUUAUAAAUCAUUUAUCGAAGGAUUUAGGACUGUAAUUUUCUAAAAGUGGUUGAAGCCCUUUGAAAUAUCAUUGCUCACUUAAGGAUUACUUGAGAUUAAGCCUGAUGUUGUAUUACAAAAAAUACAAUAUUCUGGUGGAAAGGCAAAUCACAAAUCUUACUUUGAAACGUAUAUCAACCAAGCCGACCCAUAAACGCUGAAGAACAUGUUAAAAUUCAUUACUGGUUCCUCUACUAUUCCAUUUGAUUAGGGUUCAUAUAUAAUAUCAGUUGAAUUCAAGAGUAAUUUGGAUAUUCGUAAAUUGCCCUUAGCUCAUACUUGCUUUAAAUCGAUUGAAGUUCCACUAUAUGCAAACUAUGGCUAAAUGAAAUAAAAAUUAGAUAUUGCCUUUACUAUUGGUUUGGAAGGAUAUGGAUUUGGUUGA